AGUGUCAGUUGUAUAUUUUACACGUUUUAUGAACGAAUUACAUAAUUAUGAAACGGGAUAAUCUAUCCAAAUAGUUUAAAUUGUUUUUGAAAUCUCGUGAAUCUCGGCAUGUCAAGAUGAGUGUGGAACAAAAAUCAAGUGAUGAAGACUACAAUCCAUUUGAACAUAGAGACGUUAAAAAACCUAACUCAGACAUCAGGUCGCUGGCGAAUCUAAUCAAGUCUUCCCUUGGCUCGGGGUUGCUAGCAGUGCCUCUGGCCUUUGCCAAUGCAGGCUGGGGAGUGGGCCUGGUGGGCACCGUGGUCAUCGCCUUCAUAUGUGGCCACUGCGUGCAUAUGUUUGUUUCAACAUCGCGAGGGUGUUGUCGGUUAGAGAAGAAACCAUUACUAGGGUAUGCAGAAACAUGCCAAGCUGCUUUUGCCAAUGGACCUAAACCAGUGAGAAGAUGGGCUAAGGCUGCUAGCAUAUUUGCGGAAUUCUCGUUACUUUUUACAUACAUUGGAGUGUGCUGCAUAUUCACGGUACUUAUAGCGGAUUCGAUCAAGCAGCUAUUCGACACGUAUUUCCCUGUAUUUAUACUGCCUGUGCAAUACUACUGCCUGAUCAUAAUGGUGCCACUUUGCCUCAUGGUUCAGAUCAGGCACUUGAAAUACCUAGCGCCUUUCUCGCUUGUAGCCAACGUGUUGCUGGUAACAACAUUUGCUAUAUGCCUGUACUACAUCUUUAAAGAUGAAAUUAACUAUCAAGACAAAAGGAUCGUUGGUGAUCCUGCAAGAUUUCCUGCAUUCCUUUCAACGGUAAUAUUUGCAAUGGAAGGCAUUGGCGUGGUAAUGCCUGUUGAAAAUGCCAUGAAAAAGCCUCAACACUUCCUUGGGUGCCCCAGUGUGCUGGUCAUAGCCAUGACUGCUAUAAUGCUGCUGUACGGAUCUCUAGGACUGUUCGGAUAUUUCAAGUACGGAGAUGUGCUUAGAGGUUCGAUCACUUUGAACCUACCCGUCGAUGACUGGCCAGCAAUUUGUGCAAAAUGCUUCAUAGCGCUGUCGAUACUGUUUACGUAUCCCCUUCACUUCUUUGUGGUGAUAGACAUCAUCACAAGGUGCACCAAACCAUACAUCAAAGAGGAACAUCAGAACAUCAUACAAGUUAUUGCAAGAACGGCAAUCGUCAUUUUUUGCGGUGGAAUUGGCAUUGCAUUGCCAAUGUUGGAGCAAAUCAUCAACUUGGUUGGUGCUCUUUUCUACUCCAUCCUCGGGCUCAUCAUUCCUGGAGUCAUCGAGACGGUGUUCCUGUGGGAAAACCUGGGAAAGUACAACUGGAUUCUCUGGAAAAACAUCUGUAUCGUUCUAUUUGGGCUACUGGCCUUGGUGUCAGGGUGCACUGUUACCAUUAUGGACAUUAUUGAAAAGUUGAAUGUGAAAACUGAAUGAAAUGUGUUUUAAGCAAUAGUAAUAGAAUUUUAGAUAAGAAACUUCGAAGAUAUGAACACUUUAUUUAUAAGUCCAUUCUACUAUAAUGCCUUGGUUAAUAAAAAAAAUUAGAAAUCCAA
This is a messenger RNA of Ostrinia furnacalis (Asian corn borer), 1546 nucleotides long. RefSeq names its product proton-coupled amino acid transporter-like protein pathetic. NCBI's taxonomy places the organism in Eukaryota, Metazoa, Arthropoda, Insecta, Lepidoptera, Crambidae. The record is from RefSeq and is a predicted model, not a curated record. Gene Ontology annotation, biological process: amino acid transmembrane transport. The transcript is spliced from 8 exons. Gene Ontology annotation, cellular component: vacuolar membrane. Gene Ontology annotation, molecular function: L-amino acid transmembrane transporter activity. The coding region runs from base 117 to 1427 and encodes 436 amino acids.